AUGGUGUGCAAGGGCAAGAGGAACAGUGUUGCUGGCCGCAGGUCUUGGUGGGCGAAGCUGCAGUUUUUCCACGGGCGCCUGCCAUCGUCCUGCACGCCGAGGCACACCGUGUUCUUCCUGAAGACGCACAAGUGCGCCAGCUCAACGGUGCAGAAUUUGCUUGUUCGCUACGGGGAACGGCACGGGCUGACGUUCGCGCUGCCUCCGUCCGGCGUCUACCUGGGCCACCCGGACUUUCUCAACAGAAGUAUGGCGCAGGGCACGCCCCCCUUCGACAUGCUGGUGCACCAUACGCGAUUCGAGGAGGUCGAGGCGCGGGCCCUGCUUAAGCCGGACCCCGUCUUCGUGACUAUCGUGCGAGAACCUGCGUCGCUUUUCGAGUCGCUCUAUUCGUUCUACGACCUCGAGAAAACGUAUAACGUCAGACUGGAGGAGCUGCAGGAUGCCACCAAAAACGCCUCAUUGGUCAAGAAGAUAUUUCGUACCCUACCUGGUCGGAGCGGAGGUAGCCUGGGCUUGAACCAAAUGAGCUACGACCUGGGCUUCGAUAUCGAGCAAUCGCAGAACGACAGCGCUGUGAGACACUUCAUCGAGCGAGUGGACGCCGUGUUCGACUUGGUGAUGGUGGCUGAGCGUAUGAACGAGUCCCUAGUUCUUCUGCGUCACUUGCUUUGCUGGGAUGUGAACGAUGUCAUCGUGUUCAAGCUCAACGCGCGACAGAGCGACUUGCGGCGUUCGCCGAGCGCAGAGCUGGCGGCCGAGCUACGGGCUCUGAACUCGGUAGACACGCUCCUCUACGAGUACUUCACGCAGCGCUUUGAGCGGCACGUUGAGGCAUUUGGCCGGCGUCGCAUGAAAAAGGAAGUAUAUCUUCUGGAGCGGCGGAUGAGCUUCUGGUACCAGCGGUGCGUGGAAGAGGCCAUAUCUACAAAUAACACCAAGAUCAGCUUCACACGUAAGGUGCUGUUACUGAAACCAAGAAACGCAAGCGCGUACGUGUGCAAACGCAUGACUGAGCCUGAGUUGCUGAUCACGAAACGGCUACGCAAGAAGAAACGAACCGUCGGAGCUGUGGAGCGCCUCUUACGAUGGAUAGUAUAGAAUUCACAUACGCUGACAGUUCUUUCGCAUGCUCACGCUGACCCAAAGCACGUUCUUGAUCCCUCCUUCGCCUGCCAAGCCUCCACGAGGCUUCAUUGGGACGAUAGGCUGCGCCGGAGCACUGCGUCAUGGCUGUGUGUUUAAGUUGUUUUUUAUCUUUUUCAUAACGAGUCAACAUUUUUUUUAAA
This is a messenger RNA of Dermacentor andersoni, 1289 nucleotides long. Its product is annotated as galactosylceramide sulfotransferase-like. Gene Ontology annotation, biological process: glycolipid biosynthetic process. The record is from RefSeq and is a predicted model, not a curated record. Gene Ontology annotation, molecular function: galactosylceramide sulfotransferase activity. Gene Ontology annotation, cellular component: membrane. NCBI's taxonomy places the organism in Eukaryota, Metazoa, Arthropoda, Arachnida, Ixodida, Ixodidae.